UCUGCAGUUACUAUAGGCGUGGGGAUCGGAGAGGCCUUGGCAGACGAUCUGUGUGCCAUAGUUUUACUCUACAGAAACCUGUUCUGUGCAGCACUGCACCCACUUACUGGGUUUAGAACAAAAUAUCACUACAAGCAGAAUGGCUUCAGGAAAAAAUCAUCAGCCUGGGGUAUAUACUGGACCUAAUGCACACCAAUUAUACUGCCCACAGGAAUAUUCCCAGGAAUUGCAUAUACAAAUGUGCAAGAAAAUAGCACAAUUAACUAAGGUCAUAUAUGCUUUAAAUCUUAAGAUUGAAGAAUUAGAAGUCACUAUCUUAUCAUUGAAAGAAUCCCAUCAGGAUGAACUUGAUCAAAUAUUCAACGAGACAAGACAAAAAGUUCUUCAAUAUGAAAGCAAAGUAGGAGAAGAACAAAUCUUGCGAGUACACAUGCAGGAACUGGAGGAAACGCUGGAGAAAAAUAAAGUGAUUAAAGAACAAAUUUUAUCUGAUCUUGCAAUGUACAAAGAACAAGUAGAGCAAAGAGAAUUGAAAACAAGGUCUGAUCAUGGUCAAAGGAUCACAGCGCUAUCUAAGGAGAUGAUGACUAUGAAAACUGACUAUGAAAAUCAGGUUCAGAGACUUAAAGAGGAGGCGGACUCACUUAGAAAGAAGUGUAAAGCUUUUGAAAAAGAUAAAUCAGGUGAAAAAUUAAAUGAGAAACUUCACAAAGAGAUUCACACUUUAAGUAAAGAAGUGGAGAGCCUUAAAACUCAAAACCAAAAGCAAAAAGAGGAACAUGCGCAGAAGACAAGUAAACUACAGAGCAGCUACAUCAAGGAAAGGGAAAACCUGAGGAAGACCUUGCAACAGUCCGUUACGGAAAUGCUUAAACAAUGGCAGCACAAAGAACAGGAGCAAAAGAAAAGUAGCCAGGCUAAAGAGGCAGCCAUGCAGCAAGAAAUAAAGCAACUAAAAGCUGACAUUGAGACAAAGGUGCAAGAUAUUAAAGAAGUAAAAAAGCGGUCUCAGAAGAUGAAGGAAAGGAUACAGGAACUGGAAGUUCAGCUGAAACAAAAAUGCCAAGAGGUAAUAAAACUUCAGGCCAUGCAAUCACAAGUAGAAGUCGAAACUUCACCUGCAAAAGAGAGACAGCAAGAGAGAGAGAUCCACAAUCAAACAGAUCAGACGGUAACAAAGACAAAAACCCAUAAAACAGCAGUUACAGAAUUUGUGGAAUUAAAAACUCAGCUAACACGGCUACAGCAGAAGUCACCUACUAAAAUUUGUACAAGCAGGAAAAAUGACGAUGUUUCAAACUCCAAGCAGGAAGAAAGUUCCAAUAAUCAUUUAAAACAACUUAAAAGUGAACUGGAAACCUAUAAAAAAGAGAACUCCAGACUGGAGAAGGAAAACACAGCACUUAAAGGUUCACUAGAACUUCAUAGUAAAGAGACUUUAUUACUGAAGCAGGAGGCUUUAGAUGUCAAACAAAAACGAAUAAAUGAAGAGGAGCUAAAGAUGAAGCAGAAAGCGGAACUAGAAUCCAUAAGACAGAACCAUCAAAAAGAAAUGCAGGCAAUUAUGUCUGACUUCAGCAAUGCCCAGUCUUUUCUUCAGGCAAAGAUUGUGUCCCUAGAAACUGAACUGAAAGAGAUGGAGGAUGAAAGGAGAAAACAGCAUAAGCUAGAAGACGCACAUCUUAUAAAUUGCUUGCAGGAUAAGCUGACUGCCAAGGAACAAAUUAUAAAGCAUCUUUUGGAAGAACGGAACUGUGAUAAUAUGGAUACUAUGACAAUGUACUCAGAAGCACACAGAAGUCAGUCCUUUUCUUGCAACCCUAAUGCGGGCAGCUUAACGCCUACAUUGAAGAAAAAAAUAAUUGGUGAAGUACCUACUCGUGUCAUCAGUGUUCCAAACCUUGCUGCCUAUGAAAAAACUCUUCCAAACCAUGACUUUAUAGCCAGAAAAGGCAUGAAUUCAAUGAGAAGCUCUCCAAGUUUAGAUCACAGCAUGAAGCCUGGUCUUCCUUUCAAACCACCUGCACAAAUUCUCAAUAUUUGUUCAAACAGGAAAAACAAUGGGAAUAUAACCUCGAAGGCGGAGUCAAAAGAUCAAGAGCCGAAGAACCCAGAGUGGUUUACAAAAUAUUUCUCAUUCUAAGAGAAAUAGUUAAACCCAAUUCUGUAAAUAUGUCAUUGUUGUAGGCGGUUUGUUUUUGUAAAAAGAAAAAAAAGACAUUUUAUUUUAACAUCUUCUGUAUUCUACUUAAUAUUUUGGAAUGUAUCAAUAGGCUUCUUAUUUGUAAAGAAGUGUGCUGUACAUUGGGUAUUAAAAAUCUUUUUUAUUACAGUUCUAUUAUAGCUAUCCUGCAGGUUUUCCAUUAAUUAUUGUAUAAAAUAUCCAUUUCUUGUAUAGCAGGUGCUUGAAAAACAUAUUGACUUAAAGGGAUAGGAAAGUCUAAAAUAUACUGUCACAAUUUACAUAGAGCGUGACAUUUUAAGACACUUUUAAAUUCACUUCUUUUAUCAAAUUUACUUUUGGUAUUCUUUGUUGAAAAUCAUAAGGACAUAUCCUCUGCAGCAGCAAUGCACUACUGGGAGUUAGCUGAUUAUAGGUAGCUGCACACAUUUGUCUCUUGUCAUUGGCUCACAGAUGUGUUCAGCUAGCUCCCAGUACUGCAUUGCUGCACUGGAACUAAUUUUAAAUGUGUUUAACCCUUUUUUGCAGAGGUUAAAGACAUUUAUAUGCAAGCAAAACUACGAUGGUAACAUGUUCUAGCAUAUCAGCAUUUUAUUUUUACACUUUUAUAUCCCUUUAAUAUAGCUACUAAAAUAUAACUCAUAUGUAUUGAAGAAAGUGAAGCCGCCACUGUAGACAGAUCAGUAGCAAUCAAUGUGUGAACAUUUCAUUCCAUAUUAAUUGAAAAUCUAUCACAUCCAAAUGGCAAAAUAAAAUUUAGCUCAUAAUUAUAUCUCUCUAAAACAGCCUGGUGCACAUACUGAUUAAAGAAAUUAAUAAAAUUUAUCAAAAUGA
Molecule: messenger RNA, 3016 nt
Organism: Bombina bombina (fire-bellied toad)
Lineage: Eukaryota; Metazoa; Chordata; Amphibia; Anura; Bombinatoridae
Gene: FAM184B
Product: family with sequence similarity 184 member B
Exons: 10
Coding region: 140-2143 (667 amino acids)
Source: RefSeq, a predicted model, not a curated record